Messenger RNA from Phytophthora nicotianae INRA-310, 1200 nucleotides. RefSeq lists its product as hypothetical. The record is from RefSeq and is a predicted model, not a curated record. Gene Ontology annotation, cellular component: nucleus; cytoplasm. Lineage: Eukaryota; Oomycota; Peronosporomycetes; Peronosporales; Peronosporaceae. Bases 1 to 1014 code for a protein of 337 amino acids. Gene Ontology annotation, biological process: modification-dependent protein catabolic process; protein ubiquitination. The transcript has a single exon. Gene Ontology annotation, molecular function: protein tag activity; ubiquitin protein ligase binding.
AUGUACGGAACACGGGUGCGUCGUGACCGUACGUUGGAAGAGCUUAUUCCCGAGUUGCGUAGCAACCCACGGUUUGUAGUGAAUAUGAGACUCUGCCCAGGACGGGAGCCCAGAACCAGUAUCGCGAUCUUUAUUAAGACGCUUACGAACACGAGUAUCCUGCUUCACUGUGAGACCACAGAUGCUGUUGCUUAUCUCAAGUGCAGAAUUCGGCACAAGGAAAACACUGCUGUAGACUUGCAGAGUCUUGUCUUCGAAGGCAAGCAGCUCGAAGAUCAUCUCCAACUCUGUUCUUACGGAAUCGAGAACCAUAGUGUAGUGCACUUGGUUCGGAUGAUGCGUGGCGGCGGAGGUCCGUCGCGAAUGUUUGCAGAUGUCUCGGACGACUCAAUUCUGGUGGUGCAAGAGUUUUCACCCAAUGCUCCCGCAUGGCGUAGUGUCUACAGAGGACUGAACAUUGAGGGACGGUGCAAGAACGUGGAAUGCGUGGCAUUUCAACAAAUGAUAAUCCACCCCAAGCGCUAUGAAGCAUUCAAUCUCAUGCGAGAUGGCGACAUUCAGUGCCCGAUGUGUCACAAAAAGGUAAAGCCUCGAACGUGUGGGUUUUACGGUUGUUUCUGGAAAUUUGACGGCACGCAAGAGCGCGAUGGGUAUUCGAUCAUUUCGCAGUGGAAGGAUGCUUGUGGCCGUAAGUACCAUCGCUUUAAUGCAGACAAAAUGAUUGGCUCUGUCGAGUGGGAGAGCCUAUUGAUCGUAGCCAAACCGAGGGAUGAGUCGACAACGGUGAUGCUAUCGUCAACUGCGCAGCCUGCCGGAUUGAGCAGAACCAGUAAGUGCACGAUCUGCUGGUCGGAGAUUGGCUCAACACCCAGCGGCUUCGUUAUUACGAUCGGGUGUGGACAUAGCUUUCACUGUGCUUGCAUUGACAAUUGGUCAGGGUGGUGUGACAGGAAUGGCACACUACCAAGCUGCCCUGUGUGCCGCAGAGAAGUGAAGUCACCUGGUCACGCUUAAGCUGCACGACUGUUGGUGAGUCUGGUUAACGGAGAGAGAUGUAGCAGCGAAUGAAGAAGCCACCAAGCCACAAACGACCAAGCCAAGUUUCUUUUCUUUUUAUUAAUUUUUCUUUUUAGAAUGGUAGCAAUAAGUCACCCGUUUGCACUGGGUAACAAACGAAAUGCAGCCUCGCGUUUACUCGUA